AAUUUCCAGAAAUAUUAUGGAUUGGGUGAAAUUUACGAGAAGAGAAGGGCCACUAUUGAAAAUGCAUGCGACAAAAGUCAGGACGGUUAUAUGGGGAAUUCUGAAGGAUCUAAAGUGGCAAAAAAACUCGUGAUAAACCGCAGUCGGCAUCUCGUUUACUGCCCCGUUCAAAAGGUCGGAUCUACGUUUUUAAGGAGCCUUCUGCGUAUGGUGAACAGAGACGGAAAGAAAAAUAUCGACGGACGAAGAAUGCAUGAGAAAAAUAAGAACUCCACAAGCACAGAUGUCACAGACUUGCAUUAUAUACUAACAACCUCAUUUAAAAUGAUGUUUACACGGAAUCCAUAUGAGAGGUUGUUUUCGGGAUACGUUGAUAAACUCUUCACUGUAAAUACAUUGUACUGGGCGAUAACAGGAACCUAUAUAAAAAAUAACAUUCUGAAUCCUAAAGAUGAUUAUCGUGAAAAGUGCGGACAUGGGGUAACUUUUCCGCAAUUCAUAAAAUACGUGAUCGCAUCAUUUAAAACUGGUGAACAUACUAACGCCCACUUUACUCCUAUCUACGAACACUGCCUGCCUUGUCAGAUAUCAUACGACUUUAUAGGGAAGAUGGAAACAUUUGCAAAUGAUUCGCUUGUUCUGUUGAAUGGUUGGAACAGACGGUACGGUACGAACAUUACAUACGAUGAUUUUGAGGUAGAGACAUCAUUACUUAGAGCCGGAGGACAGGUCGGUCGUCUAUACCAAAUGCGAAUAGGUUUAGAAAAAUGCAUGUCCUUUUAUUCCGCUAUGCAGCGAAUAUGGAAAGAUCUCCAAAUUCGAGGUAUGUUGUCAACUGGUAUAAGCCUUCCGUUUAACCGCUCUAAGGCUGGGAAUGUUACUAAAACGCAGAUGCAGGAUGUGGUAACUAAAGCCAUCCAGGAAAGUUUUACAGAUCGAACAGGACUACUCCGUCAGAAAGAAGAGUCUAUAAGUCAGGCGUACAGUGACGUACCCAUGGAGGACUUGUUGGAGCUCAGAGAAUUGGUCCGACCAGAUUGCGAACUUUUCGG
Pecten maximus is the source of this 1052-nucleotide messenger RNA. RefSeq names its product carbohydrate sulfotransferase 9-like. The annotation marks the transcript as partial. The record is from RefSeq and is a predicted model, not a curated record. Gene Ontology annotation, molecular function: sulfotransferase activity. The transcript has a single exon. NCBI's taxonomy places the organism in Eukaryota, Metazoa, Mollusca, Bivalvia, Pectinida, Pectinidae. Gene Ontology annotation, biological process: carbohydrate biosynthetic process. Gene Ontology annotation, cellular component: membrane.